This is a messenger RNA of Argentina anserina (silverweed cinquefoil), 1457 nucleotides long. Its product is annotated as squamosa promoter-binding-like protein 13A. Gene Ontology annotation, cellular component: nucleus. The transcript has 3 exons. Lineage: Eukaryota; Viridiplantae; Streptophyta; Magnoliopsida; Rosales; Rosaceae. Bases 157 to 1329 code for a protein of 390 amino acids. The record is from RefSeq and is a predicted model, not a curated record. Gene Ontology annotation, molecular function: DNA binding.
GAGGGAACAGUCGUGCUAAACUGCUAGUUAUCCCCACCCAAUUUUUUGGAGCCUCCUAGCUAGCUCCUGUGUUUUUGCCUUAAUAUACCUACAGCCUUAUGUUGCUAAUUGCAGCUGCUACUAGCCUAGCUACAAGGACUUGUGGAGUUAAGAGCCAUGGAAUGGGACUACAAGGACUUUGCUUGGGAUUCAAAUGAUGAUGAUCAGUUGGAUCAUCAGCAAAAGGGAAAUGAUCUUGCUGCUUUGGUUGGUUCAAGUAGUGCUAGAAGCAGAGGAUGUGAAUCACCAUCAUUCAGCUUAGUGGAUUUGAAGCUUGGCAGUACUAGUGCUGAAGUGGUUGCUCCAAUUGCAAUAAAGCCCUCAAUUUUAAUUUCUUCUUCACCUUUGUCCAGGACCAGAAAGGUUGAUCAUCAUCAGAAAAUCAAAGUAGCAUCAUCGCCUACGCCGACAUGCUUGGUCGAUGGUUGCAAGGCAGACCUGAGUCGCUGCAGGGAGUAUCAUCGCCGGCAUAGGGUCUGCGAGCUCCACUCCAAGACGCCAAUUGUGGUCAUCAGAUGUCAACAGAAGCGAUUCUGCCAGCAGUGCAGCAGGUUCCAUUCUCUGGUGGAGUUUGAUGAGGUGAAGAGAAGCUGCAGAAAACGUCUCAAUGGACACAACCAGCGGCGGAGGAAACCUAAACCAGAAUCUUUCUACUUUACUUCCAAUAAUUUCCUCUCCAAUUACAAAGGCCCCAGAAUCUUGCACUUUGGUAGUCCACAGCUAUGUGCAACCACCAAUGUUAGAAGUUUGUGGCCUUUUGAGGCCAAAAAUUCAGCAGAUCAUCAACCGAUGCUGUACAAUCGUCACCAGCGGAUGCAAGCAGUUGAUCACCUACGAAUUCCUCCCAAUUGCAGCACUGACGAUGGAGGAGCCGAUAAACAGUUAUUUUUCUUGCAGACCAAUGACCCUAGAGUUUCAUCUUUCAACCAAGCAGCAACCCCUCAAGCUUUUAUGCGAGAGUCGUUUCCAACACCAGCUGCAGCUGCAGCCUUACCACAAAGCACAAGGGAUGCUGCAGGUCCUGCAAUUUCUUUUGAUGGUACAACUCGAGGCAUUGACUCGAGUUGUGCUCUCUAUCUUCUGUCAUCGUCAAAUCCAACACAAAGUUUGGUGAACAGAAAUCUAACUCACUCGGUCCAGUCCAAUGUGGUCACUAGUACUGAUUCAGGUCAUCAGCAACUCCAAAUGAAGAGUUUCUCUGAAUUCCCAUCAUACUGUUCACAUAAUCAUGUGGAGGACAAGUAUUUUCUGAGGCCUGAUCCUGAUGGCCUGUUGGACACUGGGACUUAAAUGCUUCCAAUUCUAAUGGAGUGAUAUUCUCUUCAUAUUUCGACCAAAAAAAAGAAGAAAGAUAUUCUCUUCAUAUGGAUAGCGUUUUUAUGUAUUGAAUAAAGUUACUGCUGGGAGAUACUCAACUA